GCCUCUCUUAGGACUCCUGCUGUCUCCUCUCCUCUCCCAUAAUUUCACCCACCCAUUACACAUGCCUCCAGCCAGGAAGCAGGUGAAGUCACCCUGGUUUCCCUUCUUUUUCCACCUGCCCCACCAGCUGCCCCUUGGAGGAUCGUAAUAAUGCUACAGGACUGAGAGCCAGCCCAAAGCUUUUGACAACAGUGACUCCUCCCUUCCCCUUUAGCUCCUCCCCUCUGCACUCAUCCUGGAGUUAUUGUAGUCAACUUCCCCACCACCACCACCAAGCUCUUCAGAACAGUCACGGAGUUUCCUGGAUCACAGCAAGAGGGCUCUGUGCUCUCUUGCCGCAGCCUCCUUUCUCUUCUGGAGCAAAACUUGAACUCAGAACCAAAAACUUGGAUUUGUAUGCUGAAAACUUGCAUUUUACUUGUUGGGGCAAGAAGCAGAGGGCUGUGGUGGCCUUCAGAGAGGUACUAGGCUGAGAGAGGGCUUAAAAGCACAAGAUGGGUGACUGGGGCUUCCUGGAGAAGUUACUGGACCAAGUGCAGGAGCACUCGACGGUCAUCGGCAAAAUCUGGUUGACGGUCCUCUUCAUCUUCCGCAUCUUGAUCCUGGGCCUCGCCGGGGAGUCCGUGUGGGGAGAUGAGCAGUCAGACUUUGUUUGCAACACCAAGCAGCCCGGCUGCCCCAACGUCUGCUAUGACAAGGCUUUCCCCAUUUCCCACGUCCGUUACUGGGUCCUGCAGUUCCUCUUUGUCAGCACACCCACCUUGGUCUACCUGGGACACGUCAUCUAUCUCUCCCGGCUUGAGGUGAAGCUGAAGGAGCGGGAGAGUGAGCUCCGGGCUUUGCAGUCUAAGGAUUACAAGGUGACAGCCAUGCUGGUGGCGGUGGAGAAGAAGAUGGCCAAGAUCUGCGUGGCGGAGGAUGGGAGGAUUAAAAUCCGUGGGCCUCUGAUGUGGACCUACACCAUUAGUGUGGUCUUCAAGAGCAUCUUUGAGGCUGGCUUCCUCCUUGGCCAGUGGUACCUAUAUGGUUUUGUAAUGCAUGCCCGUUAUGUCUGUCAGGGGGACCCGUGCCCACACCAUGUGGACUGCUUUAUGUCCCGUCCCACUGAAAAAACUAUCUUCAUCCUCUUCAUGCUAGUGGUGGGCUUGAUCUCCCUCGUUCUCAACCUUCUGGAACUCUUCCACCUCUGCUGCAAGAGCCUGCUCCACAACACCAAGGAAAGAGACUACUGUUCCCCCUCCUCUGCUCCUCCCAUGCCCUGUGAGGCCAACAGCUUCCCCAACAAGCUUUGCGGUGUGCCUGAGGAGGCUUAUUCCGACAAGGCUUUCUUCUACCUCCCAAUGAAUGAGAGGCCUUCUCCGCCCUACCAGGCAUACAACAAACUUUCCAGUGAGCAGAACUGGGCCAAUUUCAACACAGAAGAAACCUUGGCCUUGCAAGGCAGGAAUAAGCCCCCUGACGUCUUUAACACGGAUGCCCCCAUAGUCCAUCUCUCUCAGGAAAGGCAGUCGAGCCGGCCUAGCAGCAGUGCUUCCAAGAAGCAAUAUGUCUAGCAAGCAAAGCAACCAUUACAGAAGAUGGAUGUUGUCUUCCUUUGUGGCAACUCUGGGUUUACUCAGCUAAUUAGCCUUCCUGAUAAUGGAUGGCUCCCUUCCGAUUUUGACAAAAGUGGCCAUGUCUCAAAUGUUCUUCUCAGGGGCCGCCUUGUUUUCUACCAUGUGAAACCUGCUGUACCAAGUAGGGCUAUCCUGGCUUUCGUAUAGACAUAAACUGAACCUUCCAGGUAGAGUCUACCAUGGGACAUCUUCUGGGCCAAUGAAAUGGCUGGUUCAGUCAUCCAAGUGUCAGAGGGUGACUAGUUGAUUGGGGAGGGGCAUUUGUUGGUCUUCUUUUUGUGUUAGGCCUUGCAGGUGAGGAUGGGUAGCAGCAACCACCUGAUGAGGAGGAGGAGGAGGAACGGGCACCUCUACCAGCUUGGCACUAUGCAGGAGUUGGCCUUGCUUUCUGGAAGAUGAUUUGUAUCCUAGUGCAAAAGACACAGAGGAAAGUGUUUUUGUUUUCAGUGGGAAGAAACUUACUGUUGUGGCUUCUAUUCCCAGAUAGCAACAUGGUGACGUCGUAUGACAUUCAUAUAUUAUUUUUUCUUUCCUUUUCUGCACAACUCCCUGGUUUACAGGAAGUCUGAGUAGGAUAGCAAAACUGUGAGCCAUAUACAGUCAUGUUGGACUAAAAACAGAGUUCCUGUCACAAGCGGGCAUUUUAGGGAAUAUCGACCACUGCCGAAGUAAGCUUGUCAAGCAGGCCUCCUCGCUGAGACAGUUUGGUUGGUGUGACUUUAGUACUUUUCAGUUAUUUCUUGCAUGUUGUGCUCCUUGAUGGCAACUGUCACUGGAAACUGUCCCUGAAGGCUUUGUGCCGUAUUACGGAGUUCACCUUCACUGUAUAAUGUAACCACUAGCACUUGAUCUGAAAAAGACUUUUGCACUUCCAACUUGAUAGCUUUUUUGGAAUUGAAGAUCCACAGCAAAGUACGUGCUUCCCUCCUACAAACUGCUCAGGGUUAAACCCCACCCCCCCACUGGCUGCCAUUUAAGUUUCUGGUUCUGGGACACCUUUCUAUAGACCAAAGGCAGCAAACAUGGUGCCCCCAGAUAUAUUUGGACUAGAGCUCCCAACAUCCCUGACCAUUUGCUGGCUUGGGCUGAUGGGAGGUGGAGUCCAAUAACAUUAGCCAUCCCUGCCAAAGACAUCCUAAAGAAGGUUUUAGUUAAUUUGUUCACCAAUUCAUCAAAACUCUGUCUCCUGAUCAUUUUCUGAAGUGUCAUUUUUUUUUCCAUCAAAAGCAAGACACUGCUCCACUGGGCUGUCAAGAAACUGGUGGCAAGUCUGUGGCUGUUAACUUUUGUUUGAUGUACAUUCCAAUGCAUAUAGGGCCCCCUCCCUGCCAUACUGGAUAACAAUUGGUCCUCUUGGAUUCAGUGCCUGUCCCCCUGCUUAACCCCACUAUGUAGAAUGAUGCGUUAAGUCAUAAAACACUGUUUACUAUUCUCUUUUUAAGAUGUCAGAUGUUUUAUAUAUGUAUCUUUAAGUAUGGCUGUAUUGCCCAAUCUCUAUCCUGGAUUCUUUGUUUUGCUUUCCUGUCCCCUUGUGUUAAUUUAUUGCAAUCUUAAAUCCUGUAUAGUCUGAAAAAGGCAAGCUGGAUCUUCUGCAUCUGUUGCUGAGGCAGCGUCUAAAAGUUAAAAGUAGGAAUCUCACCUGAAUCUCACAGAAGGAUAUGCCUGUUGAGCUGCCUUGGGAAGAGGUCUUUAUCCAUUUCUGAACUAAUACAAAGGGCAGGGGUGUCUUAAAAUGUUUAUCUGCAGCAACUUCUUGCAUAAGAAGUGUUGGCUUAAAUAAGAAUAUGGCAGCUCCCUCUUUGUAGCAUCCAACAUCCUAACCAACAGGAUGUUGGGCAACCUGAUUUUUCGCGGUCUCCAGUGAACUGUUCUUGAUAAAGCUGUGAAAAGGAGAUCUGUCGGUUUGAUGUCAACCAGCAUGUAAUAUGGAGAGCUUACUUCCCCACUGCCAAACUGGCCAAAGUUGAAUGAACAGCAAGGGCGCAAGUAGGAAAUUUGGGAAUACAUUUAGUAGUAUUAAAAGUGGUUUGUUUGUUGUUGUUUUUCAAAUUAAAAGAAAAACAUGAGACCA
Podarcis muralis (Common wall lizard) is the source of this 3687-nucleotide messenger RNA. It is a transcript of the gene GJA4, whose product is annotated as gap junction protein alpha 4. Gene Ontology annotation, biological process: cell-cell signaling. Gene Ontology annotation, cellular component: connexin complex. The record is from RefSeq and is a predicted model, not a curated record. Gene Ontology annotation, molecular function: gap junction channel activity. Lineage: Eukaryota; Metazoa; Chordata; Lepidosauria; Squamata; Lacertidae.